UAAAUAGAGGACAUCGGUGGCUUCUUACUCUCAUCGCAUUCAAUUCCAUCGAAAAACCAAGCAGCUUGCAUAACAUCACUCGAGGAAAAGAGAGGAAAUGGCAGGAAUCAUUCACAAGAUUGAGGAGGCCCUCCACAUUGGAGGCCACAAGGAGGAGGAGCAACACAAGCCGGAGGGCCAUGGCCACGACCAUGACCACCACAAGAAGCCCGAAGAGCACAAGUCGGAAGGCCACGGCCACAAGCCGGAGCACCACGGAGAGGAGCACAAGGGAGAGAAGAUCAAGGACAAGAUCCACGGCGGCAAUCACGGUGACAAGGUGGAGAAGAAGAAGGACAAGAAGAAGAAGAAGCACGAGCACGGCCAUGAGCACGAGCAUGGCCACAGUAGCAGCAGCGACAGCGAUAGCGACUGAGUUACUUGAUGAUCAGUAGCGUAGCAGUGAAGAGCACGUCAACGUUAUUGGGCUCGUCUCCUUCAGUUAAGCCCCAGAGCUGGUGAAAAUAAGUAGACCAAAAAAGAAAAACAUGAAUGUCGUCAAGAUUGUUGUCCUCUUUCUAGUCUUAUUUUUUUAAAAAUGUAUGUUGUGAUAGAUGUAGAUGUGCUCGUGUGACAUCACAAUGUGGUAGUGCCCGAUGUGCCAUUUUCGGACGGCAAUGUGUUGUUCGAUUGGUUUCUUCCAAUGUUGACCAAUUACAUGUGUAGUUUGUUACCAA
Syzygium oleosum is the source of this 716-nucleotide messenger RNA. RefSeq names its product protein SRC1-like. The record is from RefSeq and is a predicted model, not a curated record. Lineage: Eukaryota; Viridiplantae; Streptophyta; Magnoliopsida; Myrtales; Myrtaceae. Gene Ontology annotation, molecular function: metal ion binding. The transcript has 2 exons. Bases 98 to 415 code for a protein of 105 amino acids.